UUGUAAUUACCCCAUCACACCAGCCCUCAACAUUUGCAGUGUGCACCGUCCGCACCGGGUACUUCGCACUACGCCCAUGGCCGAUAACGAGACUCCGCGAAACGGCGUCGACGCCCUUAUCAGCAGAGACGAAGGGCGGAGGUACUGGGAAGGGGUAGACGCCACGGUCAACGGCAUGCUCGGCGGCUUUCCCCACGUAUCAAGGGUCGAUAUCCGGGGCUCGCGAAACUUCCUGGCCAAGCUGGGAAUCGGAUCGAAGCCCGGUCAGCGCAUCGCCGCGACCGCGCUCGAGGGAGGGGCCGGGAUCGGGAGGGUCACCAAGGGUCUCCUUCUCGAUGGCGUCGCCCAGCAGGUCGAUGUUAUCGAGCCCAUUGCCAAGUUCACGAGCCAGCUCCAGGGCAAACCGGGCGUGAGGAGUAUAUUCAACAUGGGGCUCGAAGACUGGCAGCCGACCGAGGGUGUGCAGUACGACCUGAUCUGGGUCCAGUGGUGUGUAGGCCACUUGACUGAUGAGCAGCUGGCCCAAUUCCUCGUCAGGUGUACAUCGGCACUCAACCCCGACGGAGGCGUCAUAGUCGUAAAGGAGAACAACUCCUCCAGCGGGCGAGACGAGUUUGACAAUGUCGACAGCAGCGUGACGAGAGAUGACGGUACAUUCCGGCGCAUAUUCACCGAGGCGGGCCUUCAACUCAUCCAGACCGAAUUGCAGAAGGGCCUGAAUGUCGCCGGUGCAAGUCUUUUGCCGGUCAGGAUGUACGCACUAAAGCCCGCUCAAUCAAAAUGAAAGUCACCCGCCUUUCA
Messenger RNA from Thermothelomyces thermophilus ATCC 42464, 801 nucleotides. RefSeq lists its product as uncharacterized. The record is from RefSeq and is a predicted model, not a curated record. Gene Ontology annotation, molecular function: N-terminal protein N-methyltransferase activity. The transcript is spliced from 3 exons. NCBI's taxonomy places the organism in Eukaryota, Fungi, Ascomycota, Sordariomycetes, Sordariales, Chaetomiaceae. Gene Ontology annotation, cellular component: cytoplasm. Gene Ontology annotation, biological process: N-terminal protein amino acid methylation. Bases 77 to 784 code for a protein of 235 amino acids.